Messenger RNA from Megachile rotundata (alfalfa leafcutting bee), 1347 nucleotides. Its product is annotated as ubiquitin thioesterase otubain-like. The record is from RefSeq and is a predicted model, not a curated record. Lineage: Eukaryota; Metazoa; Arthropoda; Insecta; Hymenoptera; Megachilidae. Gene Ontology annotation, biological process: protein K48-linked deubiquitination. Gene Ontology annotation, molecular function: ubiquitin binding; cysteine-type deubiquitinase activity. Gene Ontology annotation, cellular component: nucleus.
UAAAACUGAUCGUAUAUAUAUAAAAUGGUAUGCUAGAGAGACAACUCUAGGUGAAGGCGAGCCUGCUGAAGUUAGCCGAGUUGCAUGAAAGAGGAGACAUAGUUACCAAUCUAAGCAUUUAACUACAAGGGUAUAUGUCUUUUCAAUUUCCACAUGGACAUCAGGCUUUUAUUUACGACUGGUAAUUUGACAGUCGUUUUAAAAUUUAUGAAAUUCUAAAAUAUGGAAGAGACAUCCUGUACAGAACAGUUAACGGAAAACACAGACAUCAAUCAAGAUGAGUUAAUUCUUCAGCAGCAAAGGCGAAUUGAGAUGGAGAUCUCCGAAUCUAUUGCUUUGGUUGGAGAAAAAGAACCUAUUAAAAGUUUAGAACGGGAAUACCCAGAAGAUGAAGUGUAUCUUUCAAAAGCUAAAGCAUUGGGUCAAAAAUACUCAUACAUUAGAAGAACCAGACCAGAUGGAAACUGCUUCUUUAGAGCUUUUAGUUAUGCAUAUCUUGAAAAAUUAAUUGGAAAUAAAGAUGAAUACGAAAAAUUUAGAGAACUUGCAUUAAAAAGCAAAGAUAACUUAGUAGCAUUAGGCUUUCCCCAAUUUACUGUUGGAGAUUUUCAUGAUACGUUUAUGGAUGUAAUUGAUAAAGUAGGAGGGGAUGCAGAGUCAAGCUACAUUGAAUUACAUAAACUUUUUAACGAACAAGGUUGUUCUGAUUAUGUUGUUGUCUAUCUUAGAUUAAUUACAUCCGGUCAAUUAAGAAGCGAAGCUGAUUUUUAUCAGCACUUUAUCGAAGGAGAACGUACAGUUUCAGAAUUUUGCCGUCAAGAAGUGGAACCAAUGUACAAAGAGUCUGAUCAUAUUCACAUUAUAGCAAUGAGUACUGCUUUAGGUACUGGAGUACGUGUUCGGUACAUGGAUAGAGGUGCUGGAACUGAAGUAACUGCACAUGAUUUUCCUGAAGGUGCUACUCCAGCAGUUCAUUUAUUAUAUCGUCCUGGUCAUUAUGAUAUUUUAUAUCCUUGAUAAAUUGUAUGUUACGAUUUUUUGGAAAGUCUCUUUCACAACAAGGAUUUAAUUAUUUAGCAAAUUGUAUCUUGUGUAUGUAGUCAAAAUUUAUAAAACUCUUAUUUGGUGAAACGUCACAGCACUAUCUUUUUACAUAAUUAAUUUAAACAUUAUAGAAUACAUAAUAUAAGUAUAAAAUUUUGUGUAAAGAAGAAAAUGUAUUUACAUAGAUACUGUAUCUUUUUAAGAAGAUACGAAUUUGUCAUUUACUAAUAAUUGUAUCAAAUUCUUUUCAAACUCAGGUUAUGAAUUAAGUACAUCAAAUAAAUAACAAAUAAUUUAACAAGA